Pectinophora gossypiella (pink bollworm) is the source of this 4749-nucleotide messenger RNA. Its product is annotated as E3 ubiquitin-protein ligase RFWD3-like. The coding region runs from base 339 to 2267 and encodes 642 amino acids. Gene Ontology annotation, biological process: interstrand cross-link repair; protein ubiquitination. The transcript has 3 exons. Gene Ontology annotation, cellular component: nucleus. The record is from RefSeq and is a predicted model, not a curated record. Lineage: Eukaryota; Metazoa; Arthropoda; Insecta; Lepidoptera; Gelechiidae. Gene Ontology annotation, molecular function: ubiquitin protein ligase activity; protein binding.
CCUAAAAAUCCGUCGGUUUUGUUUAUUCUCCUUUGGAAUUAUAAAAAUUUCGAAAAUUCUCCACAUGAAUCAGUUUAAAGUUAAAGUGAUAAUUCAAAAUCUAAUGAACAGUAUCUUAUUAAACGUUGAGUGAAUAAAAUUCGAUGUAUAUAUGAGAAAUUUUCUGUAUUUCAAUCGUGUGUAAUUCGUACUGAAAAGGGCUUUCUACUAGCCCUAUCACGUAUCCAAUUUACUUAUGGACUGCUUAUUUGUAACUGUACUGUACUUAUUGAGCAUAUGUGAUCAGCAUACAUGCGUGGUCAGUGCAGAAAUAGUGAAAUUGUAACGAAACCCGUAACAUGGGUGACAGUGAGGCUGGGCCUUCGCAGGGCUCUAGCGGAAGCCAAAGUGUCGUGAUACCGGAGUCCCCGGGAAGCCCUAACAUAUUGGAUCCAGACUCGCCGGGCAGCCCACAGGUUGAAGUAUGGGAAGGGCCAGACACGCCGGAGGCGGUCGACGCUGCCGACUCGGACACCGACACCCAGGCAGGCGGGCCCCCUAGCGUCGACGACCCCCCUCGAGACCCCAGCGACGACAUCACCUCGGACUCAGUGUCCACAGUAAACUACGACACCGAAAGCAGAGACACCGACAGGUACGACCGCCCCAGCAGGACUGUCAGCAGGAACACAGACACGGACACUGACACUGACCAGAACACUGACAACGACAGGAGCGAACCCACCAGCAGGAGUGAAGAGAGCAACGCACCAAACGUACCUGGAGCCUCUUCCAAUGAGGAAUCAAAUAGUGUAGGGUCCAUACCAGAAGUCCAAAGCCAAGUGAGGAAACACAACCAAUGCGACUACGAACCGCCAGCCAAGGUCAGGAAGCUGAGUCAAAAGUCAAACGACGACUUAGACGGCGAAACCUGCCCGAUCUGCUUGGACUCCUGGGGCAACUCUGGAGAACAUAGACUAGUUGCUUUGAAGUGCGGUCACCUGUUCGGCAGCCAGUGCGUCGAGAGGUGGCUCCGAGCGCAAACUGUGAAAGACCGAUCCUGUCCCACUUGCAAAACAAAGACGGCAAUGAAGGAUAUCCGCCCUAUAUACGCGAGGAAACUCGUCGCGGCCGAUACGUCACAGAUCACGACUCUCCAGAAACAAAUGGACGCGUUACAAGCUGAGAAGAGCAGAGUGGAACUGGAACUGCAGAAGACGAGGAUAGCCCACCGCGCAUGCGUCAUGCAGCUCGAAGUCUUACGCAGCACGCUCAUGAAGGCACAAGUACCAAAAGAACAUCAGAUAAGAAAGUCAUGGAGGUUUGCUUUGGAGAAGAACUUGGAAAUAUUCAAAGACGGUGGCUGUCGCGUCCUGACGUACAAUUGUAGAACUUACGAGCUCUACGUGUCGCAGAAGAGCAUGAACUAUUUGUUCCCCGGAUACGGGAUUAGGAAAGUCAGUUGCGUAGACUAUAAGCUGGGCCAAUUCGUGCAUUUGCACCCGAAACCGAUUAGGGACAUAACAUACUCCCAGCCGAGAGACUUGCUACUGAGUGUGGGCUUGGACAGCUCGGCGAGGAUAGUUGAGCGAGGGAUUCUGAGUGUCACGGUGCAAGCUGGCGUCCCUCUGUGGUCUUGCUCGUGGGACUACCUUCGAAGCAACGAGUUCUACGUGGGCGGGAUCGGUGGCGUCAUCCAUCAGUACGACGUGCGCAACCCCAGCACUUACAUCCAAAGACUGCAGGCCCCCGGGGACAUGUCUCCAGUAGUCUCCCUCUGUUCAACAGAGUAUGGCCUUUUGUCCUGCCAGUUGAACUCGUGCUGGCUUUGGAUAGCGAACAUGAGGCAGUGGGAGCCGAGAGCGCUGCCCAUAGAAGGGCCUUUCAUGUCCCUCUGUUACGACAACGAGUCCCACAGGGCCCUGGUCUCGUGCCGAGCCGGUGCCAACGGCGAGAGGUCUCGCCUCGCCCUCUGCAAGCUACGAGCGAGUGUUCCCACGGGAGACAUUGUCGUUGACGCGGAACAAAACUUCGCUGGCUCGGCGAGGACUUCCCUGAUGUCUCGAGCGAGCUUCGUCAGGGCCCCCGGCGCGUCCUGGAUAGCUGCACAUUCCGAAAGCGACUCAACCCUAUAUCUCCAUGGUCUGGACGGCGCGAGGACUAUCACCCUGCCCGCUUCAGAAACGGCGUUGGAUGUCGCCUCUGUUCAACUAAAUGGGGACACGCUAGUGGCGGGGCUGUCCGAGUCCCGCCUCAGGGUGUACAAAGCAGUGCCGACCAGCUCCUGAUGUUGUCAGUUUAGGUUACUUGAAGAUCUCUUCGUGUAAUCUAAACUCUGGUGUUUAAAGACUGAAGUGACGGUUUGAAGUGAAUAAACUAUGACGUGAGGUGAAGGUUUCUCAGUGUAGUGUCAAAUCGUUGUUGUGGUAGUUUCAGUUGAUCCUCGUAUGUUCUAUUGGUGAUGUGGCGUCUGUGUAGAUAGGUUAUACAAAACUAAUUUGCCGUUCCCACAAUCACAGUCACAUCAAUAUACGUCUUAACGCGCUUACGGGGCGUAUAAUAGAAGCUACUACACUGUUGUUGGGAGUUAAUUCUUCCACAGAGUGACAUUUACCCGUUUUUCUACUUUUAACAUUGGCGAAAUCAAUGUUGUGUUACCAUACUACUUAAAUCCACCCACGACUCACCUAGCGUCCUGUUAGCCCGACGUGAUAGCCGUAUCGCCGUCUAGGCUGCGUUUCCAUUGACGCGGAGCUGAGCGGAGAUGUGCAGGAAUCGACCAAUCACCGUGAGGGAGAGAGUGACAGAGCGUCUCUCUCGAACGCUGUGAUUGGUCAAAUCCGCACAUCACCGCUCUUCUCCGCCCAUCUCCGCGUCAGUGAAAACCCGGCCUAGUGGUCGAGCCAACUGUGUUUGUGAAACUGCGUUAAAGAUGAAUUAAUAACUCAUUGGUGCAAGUCCGGUCUACUGCUGGCCAUAGACCGUUUUGUAAUACUUGGACUGAAAUCCAAGUAUGCAGUGGAGCAGCAGUGGAGAAUGCUCCACAUUCCCUCCGGUGUUUAAGGGGAGGCCUGCGUCCAGCGGUGGCACAUACAUAGGCUGUUUAUGUUACGUUUUUCUGUGUCAAAUUGGUGGUUACACUUACAAUGAGGGAUUUUCCAAUCGGCGUUUCCCAAAAACACGAUAGAUGGCGUUGUUAAGUUUCUUCGUUUAAACUUCUAAUUUCGUGCAUAACUGACAUAUGCAUCGUUAAUCUUUGUUUUUGGGUAUAAAUGACGGCCCUUUUUAUUACACCAAGGUACAAUUACAUCUUCCACCCAUUAUUAUUCUGAUUAAAAUAAAGAGAAGCAAUUUAGGUAGCAACAUCAUUCUAUACAUGUGAUCCAAAUAGCAAGCAACAAUUAGUUUCAUAUAUGCUUCUGCCAUUACAUUACAUUUUUGAAUAAUUAUGUACCCCAGCAAUGAGGAAAUAGGUAAUUAUCACGUUAAAAGUGAACAACGCCAUCUAUCGUGUGUUUUGGGAACGUCGAUUGGAAAGUCCCUUAUUGCGUAUGUUCCGAAUUUGUACAAAAAUGAAAUUGUAAUGAAUGUGUUGUGUAUGGCGUGACACCAGCUCUUCUAACAAGCGUAACGUGAUAAAAUAAUCGAUCGAGUCGAUAUACAUUUUGUCGAAAUCUACAAGUUUGUCAUUUUCCCCAACAUGCAUGUCACGCUUGAUUAAAUUACCGUCACGAUAAACGUUUAUCACGUCGAGAAACCGGUGUAGCCAUUUUGUAAAAAAAUGUGUUUAGCAAAACGCUAUCUAAUUUUAUUUUAAGUUAUACCUGUCAUUUUCUCAUCCGUUGAAAAAGAAAGGGACGGGUAAUCGACAGGCAUAAAAUUUAUGGAAUAAACGUUAAUUCUAAGCAGAAAUCUAAAACAACCGUCUAAAAAUUUUACAUCGGCCAAUAACCAGAAUUAAGUUGAGAGCACACGUCAAACGGUUUGCAUACCAGCGAGAUAUUUUUUUGAUUCGGUCGGGUUAUUCAUUCAUUUACUCAUUCUUCCGAAAAUUAAGAGCUGUCAGUCAUCGGUCCAUUUCCUUUUCGGUGGAUAAGAAAAUGACAGGUGUAACUUAAAGUAAGGAGGUGUCUGCAGGAAUCGGGGCCAUUAUAUCGUCAAAAUCGAUAAAAUGACCGUGAUAAAAUUUUAUCACGAUGCGCUUGUUAGUCUUGCUGGAAAAUGUUUGUUAUUUUUUUUGUUGCCAUAUUGUUAUUUUUGUGUGCGAGGGAGUAUCUGAUGCCCAAAAUGUUUUCUUUUUACGGUGUUCAAUGAAUUCUGGUCAACUUAACACACGUCAAUGAAAGCUUUAUCACAAUCGGUUAAGUAAUUUUUCGUUGAAGCGACGAAAAUGUGUAAUAUUUAUAAUCGUAGACAUCUUAUGAAAAUAUUUGCUAAAUAAUGUAUAAAAUUUUUGCUCUAUGUCCAUUUUGUAAGUUUCAAUUAGAAAAGAAAAUAAAUAGCUUAAGAGGCCACGUCAAAGCAAAAAUAAAGUAUAAAAAAGCAAUAUUGCUAUUGGACAUUUGUUUGCAUUCCGCACUUAAGUUUAUAUGCGCAAAUGUCAAAUUGCGAUAUUGCUUUUUUAGAUGAAUUGUUUCAAUGUGGCCUUCUUAACCCCCUGAUCAGUAAUGGAUUCAACCGUAAUUAAUUGUCUAUGAUUAAUCAAUUUAACGGAUGUCAACACAAUCUGUUUCAAUUUAACUGAUAUCUUGAAUAAAUGUUGCCAACUUA